Molecule: messenger RNA, 358 nt
Organism: Sinocyclocheilus grahami
Lineage: Eukaryota; Metazoa; Chordata; Actinopteri; Cypriniformes; Cyprinidae
Product: mannosyl-oligosaccharide 1,2-alpha-mannosidase IA-like
Exons: 3
Biological process (GO): mannose trimming involved in glycoprotein ERAD pathway; carbohydrate metabolic process
Cellular component (GO): extracellular exosome; Golgi membrane; endoplasmic reticulum
Molecular function (GO): mannosyl-oligosaccharide 1,2-alpha-mannosidase activity; calcium ion binding
Source: RefSeq, a predicted model, not a curated record
UGUGAGUGGAGAAUGCAACGGCUGCCGUGAUCUGGCAUACUUUACUGGAACUGUACAGCGUCACUGCGAUCCAGGCACCGGAAUCGGCUUAAAAUCGAUAGAAAAUAUGAUGCAGUUUUCUUGGGAUAAUUACAAGCGCUACGCCUGGGGCUCCAACGAACUGCGUCCCGUCUCUAAGCAAGGCCACUCCAGCAAUUUGUUUGGUAGUCUCAAAGGAGCCACCAUUGUGGAUGCGCUGGACACGCUCUACAUUAUGGAGAUGUAUGACGAGUUUGAGGCUGCUACCGAGUGGGUGGAAAUGAACCUAGACUUUAACAUGGUAAGACUCAAACCUUUUAUACUAACUUUUGUUGAGCCG